GUGAGACGGACGGGUGACAGAGUGAGGUCUGUGUGGAUCCCGCUGUAGGCCAACAGAGAGAGGAGGGAACACGGCCGCGCUGUUUCAGGGGCGUUGAUGUUCAGAACCCUGAGACAAACUGAGGGACAUCAUCCAGCACUUGCUGUGGACAGGGAAAGAAAGCCACGCUGAAUUCGGUGUGUAAGAGAGAAAAGAAAAGCACAAUACACCACAGAGAGGACUGUGGAGAGUCAGAAAGAACUGGGAAAUACGUCCUCCACACCCCAGCCUUCCUAUACUGUGGUAGACAUUUCAAAUCUCUGUUCUUGGCCACCCAGGAGAGGCGAUGGAAGAUUAAAUCACAUGCUCCGCCAAGAGUGAUCAUAAACCAAACCUGCUGAGACCUCAUGCUACAGUGUUUGAGACGCCCUUGAAACCUUUCGGGGAGCUUAGAGCAACACAGACAUUUUUGAUAAAGGUCAGAAACAUUUGAUGUUUUUUUAGCGAGGGCCCAUAAAGAGACCCAGCCACGGCCCACUGCAGGGUCUCAGGGAAGCUUUUGGAGAACGCUGAUUUGGACGAAAAGCUUGUGGAAGAGGUGAUGGGUAACAAGAACACCGGCAUGCCGAAAGGUCCUGACACUGGGCUCACACAGAAAGAGGACGGGGUGUUCACUGACACAACCACAGGAAGUGUCUCUAGAGAUGCACUGCUGGGCCCCAGCCCGGAGCUCCUGGCCUCCCUGCAGUCCCUCGGAGAAAACAGUGACUACACACUGCUGCCACACUCCCUGCACCAGAUUGCAGAGGCCUACUCACUCAAAGAGGACUACCAAUGGGCCAUUCAGUUCCUACAACUGGAGAAGCUCUACCACGAACGCCUGCUCUCUAACCUUGCUGCCCUGCAGGAAAACUGGGAGAGCCAGUGGAGAGAGAAGAAGAACACAGGGAGCAGUUUGUCCACUGACACAGACACCAUCAGUCAGAAGCACAUCGAGACCCUGAGCCAGAUCUGUAGGACGCACCCCAGACCAUCCAUCAGUGUGGAACAGGAGAUGCUGAACACAACAAUGAAAGACAUUCAGAGCAAGAACCAGACACUAGAGUCCUGUCAUGAUAAAGUCAAUAAUCCUGAAACAUCACACGAGGACGGAGAACAAGAACAAAACGUGGACUCAGAAUCAGAGUCAUCUUCACCACAGACGGGCCAUCAGGAUGGAGGAGGGGAAGAGGAUGGAGAAGAAGAGGAGGAGGAGACGUAUGAGGAAGGACAGGAAGUAGAGGAGGAGGAGGAGGAGCCGUGUGAGGAGACACCGGAGGAGGAGGAGGUGAAGGUGGAGUGGCCAACAGGAGUCCCCCAGGCUUCAGACAAGGACCUGGCCAAACUGUCCCACACAGAAGGGGGUUCCUCUCCUGAUGGUCUGGUCUCCAUUCUGAAGAGGAGGAGAGCGUCUCUGGAUGGACUGCCUCCACCAAGCAACGUCGCCACUAAACAGAACUCCAAACGCAAAGUUCGCUUCAGUGAACCCGAAGACGGCAUUGAGCAAGAUGAGGUAGGUGGAGAUUCCUGCCUGAUCCUCCUGCUGCUGUGUCUGGUUACCGUGGUGAUCAGCAUAGGCGGGACCGCUCUCUACUGCACCCUGGUGGACACUUACUCCAACAUUUGCACCGACUUCACACAAAACGUCAACUUCUACGUCAUGAGCGUACGGAGGGUCUUUGAAGGGCUCGGACACUGGCUGCCCCUCCGGACUUAAGACAGUUUGACGUGCGUUGAAGAGAAGAGCUGAUUCAGACGUUUGUGCUGUAAUGGACAGUGAAAAACAGAGAGUGAGGAUGAGAGAGACAGUCCCCGAGUAAGGAUGCACAGACAUGGAACCUACAGGCAUUGAUGUGAUGCUGCCAUCCAGUGUUUAAAGCUUUGAUUUCUUCUACAGUGACUGAGCAGAAGAGCUCACACCCGGUGACUCACUAAGAUUUGUACAUGUGAAGCAAUGGACAUAGAUUUAUGUAUCAGUAAUCGGGUGCUCAAAGCAACACCAAACAGUACAAACUUUCGUCACCUCAGAAGAAAAACGUGAUGAUGUGUGCAUGUUGUGGGAUGAGAGUAUAAAAAACACAAACUUGUUUACUACUGUCUGUGCGGAUGUUUCAUCUUUAAACUGAACCUUACAGAUAAUCAAACAAGAGGGCUCACAACUCUCAGCUAUAUUUAUAUUUUAACAGAAGUAGUUUAUCUAUAGUGUUUCCCUCACAGUUGUAGCAGUUGUAGCUGUGGAUAAAUUUGUCUUUUGUUCCCAGAGCUUUCUUGUUCUGGCAGUUUUAUUUUGACCUAUACAGAGAGAGGCUGUCUUUAGCAUCAUUAGGAUCAUAAGUGUUGUUUCUUCGUACCAGUAAUGGACCAAAAUGAUUAUUAUUUUUUCCUUUUAAAUUCAUGUUAACAUUAUUGUUUGCUCUUUUGACCCGUCUCUGUUAAAUGAAUAUACUGUAAACCUACUGUAUAUCAGACACAUCAUACAGAACGACUAUGAAGAUUUAUAUUAUUUUGAAAUUUCCUGAUUCCAGAUACAGAUAAGCCUUUAUGAUCCUUUCACUGAACAGGAAAGUUUCAUAGCUGCAUGUUUACCUCAAUGCAAGCGGUUACUCUUAACAUUCCUCUUAUCAUCUGAAGAUGACCAGGUCAAAGAGAAGCAUAGUGAUAUUGGUAUCUGUAUAUAUACAAAGUGUCCUAUUAAAAACAAAGCACAGCAUCAUGAAACACUCUGCAUGAAUGAUGCUGUGUGUGUAGAUUCAGGAAGAGUGUGGCUCUUGGUAUGAAAAUAUCAAGUCUACCACCUUAUAACACAAUACAUUUCUACAUAAGAGGAUUAGGGCCACAGCUAGAAAAAAAAGAAAAAGUAGUAUUCUGAGAUUAAAAUCAGAAUACUGACUUUGAACUCUGAAAUCAAAUUUUCUCAUUUAUUCCCCACAUGUGGCCCUAAUCCUCUUCCUUACAUUUCAGUGUAGUCAUCAUGAGUAUCAGUAUGCAAAACAGCAAUUUAACAGCCGCUCCACACACUCAGGCACUUACCCUGUGUUUAUACUUCUGGUGCUCUUAUGUUUUCAUGUUCAUCCUUUUAGUGUGUGAUUCUAAAAUUCCUGCCCUACAUCUGGAUGUACGAUCACGUCCAGUCUUGCAGUCUGCAAACAGCUACACCAUGAUCUUAAAAGCCCAAUGCAGUGAGAAGAUGCAUUUGGAUUGUGUGCAUGUUGGAAACCAGACCUCAUUCAAAAACAGACAAAAAAAGAGGGCAAAAAGUACAUUAUUACUGUGAACAAAAUUUGUUUUAUUUCUGAGUGUUGUAUUUACACCUAGCUCUAAAUGUUUGAUUGGAUUUUAAGCACAAUCUUGAGGCUGCUUUUAAAUGCAUUGGGAGUUUAAUAUUGAGUUUUGCAUGGGCGAUGCUGUCUUUGAAUCAUUUUGUCCAAAAGCAGAGCUUUACGGAUCAACAAGUUGUGUUUCCUGGCUGGCUCAAGGAACACACAAGAAAAUAUUCCUGUAAACACCAGUUUUUUAUUGGAAUGGAGAAGAUGGAGAAAAUGAAUUUUGAUCAGCAUGUACCUUUAUCCAUUGCCUUGUAUUGAUAUUUUCUUACACAUUUCAGCUCUCCUUCUAAACUUCAGAUGUUUGCAAAGUAAUGAAUGUUACCUCUGUACUGUCACUGUGGAUAUUGUUUACCAACAGCAGCUGCAUUAUGCAGUCCAUCUUUAUGUUUCAGUAUUUAUGUUAAGUUGUGUCUGCAAGGGAAUACAAUAUAUAUAAUAAAAAAAAUGCCAUUGUGUAUUUUUAUUUUUUGCUAAAAUAUGUUUGUGAAAUACCGACGUUUGGCCACAGGAUGUCGCUGUACACCUAAGAAUGAACAACCAUUUUCUCUAGAAGAUUC
This is a messenger RNA of Toxotes jaculatrix (banded archerfish), 3901 nucleotides long. RefSeq names its product consortin, connexin sorting protein b (gene cnstb). The coding region runs from base 581 to 1735 and encodes 384 amino acids. The transcript is spliced from 11 exons. Gene Ontology annotation, biological process: positive regulation of Golgi to plasma membrane protein transport. Lineage: Eukaryota; Metazoa; Chordata; Actinopteri; Toxotidae. Gene Ontology annotation, molecular function: connexin binding. The record is from RefSeq and is a predicted model, not a curated record. Gene Ontology annotation, cellular component: plasma membrane; transport vesicle; trans-Golgi network.